AUGUCCGCCCAUUAUGAGGGCGUCAAUUUCUGGGGAGUGCUAAUCAACCCGGAUAAAAGCCCCGCUCCGUUGUUAGAGCAACUCUGUCUGGGGAUUGCCCAGGUCAUGACCUCCUUCGAUGAAUUCGCUACCACCGAUCUGACCCCCGAGCGACUCGCCGCAUUUUACAACAAAGUAGGCGGCAAUUACGACGUCCUGUUCCUCGAGACGAAACCCUCGGCGCUAUCCUUUAUUUACCAGCGACUAGGCUGUUUUCACAGCAUCCAACCCUCCACCGAUCCCUACAAACCCCCCUCUGUCCCCGCGCUACAGCCCAACGGCUUCGUGCGAUGGCAAACUAUCCAACUACUCCUGGAUCCGGACGAGCAUUCAAGAUACCUUCAAAAUGCAGUCGAAUUGUGGGAUAUUGAGGCCCCGAACGGCGGCUUCUUCCCCAAGGAGAUCCCCCGGGCAGCCUUCCCGACCGAAUCGGACGCGGAAAUGGUAGAAUGGCACGAGGAGGUCAGUCGACGGUUUGAAUUCGAUUACUGGAAGAAGAAUAUCUUUCGUUCCUCUCCGCCUAGUUUCGGAACCUAUUACUGCCACUUCAGUCAGAAGGAAACUCCAUCUCCAACCCCUAAGGAAGAUAGCUGCGCGAAUAAUAAUACUAACCAUCCUCGAUCCUCCCCUACUCGUCGUCAGCACGCGACGACGACAAACAUCCCAACUAAUCGACACCGACGUCGUAGCGCGGAAGUCCCCUCUUCGUCCAGUGGACGAGUCCAUUCUACAUCUACAUCCACACGACGAGAAGACCUCCCGCCGCAGUUCACAUUCACGGCCCCGCGCGCUCCAUCACCACCAACCUGGUCGCGACAACCCGUCAAGACUCGCGGCCGCGAACGUUCUUUCGCCCGUCCUGUGAGUCCCAGGACGGUAUUCGGAAAUGGAAACGAAACAUCAGAUGCAUCAUCAGAGGAGUCCCUCCGCGAUCAACAUCAUUCUCCGCGGAUAAAUCGACCCUGCUACAAUGAGACCCUAUCCCCGCAGCCGUCAACAUUCCAUACUCGUCGCCAUUCCCACGAAGCUUACUUGCGUAAACCUCGACGCGAGAUAUCCCCUGAUUCUCCUCCCCCGAGACAAUACGUCCCUCGAGAGUAUCAUCCCGAUCCGGGACGACUGUAUGAUUCGGAUAGUGCGCGACGUGUCCGUGGAAAGGGCUAUGAAGAUCCUAGCGUGGGAUUCAGGGAACAUAGUAUGUUUGAUCCGGCACGGUCGCAAAGUGAGAUGUUGAUCUUUGUAAUGAUCCGCGGAGGAGCUACCGAAACAGUACCAGUGUUAAUCCUGGGAGUGAACGGCGAUUUCCUGGACGACGAUGGGGUAGAGGGAUUCCAGAUGAAUAUGGGACUAUAUAUGAGCGUUGACCUGUUUUACUUGUGUGAGAUAGUUUGA
Messenger RNA from Aspergillus tanneri, 1431 nucleotides. RefSeq lists its product as uncharacterized. Lineage: Eukaryota; Fungi; Ascomycota; Eurotiomycetes; Eurotiales; Aspergillaceae. The transcript has 3 exons. The record is from RefSeq and is a predicted model, not a curated record. The coding region runs from base 1 to 1431 and encodes 476 amino acids.